Mugil cephalus (flathead mullet) is the source of this 555-nucleotide messenger RNA. RefSeq names its product mitochondrial ribosomal protein L42 (gene mrpl42). Bases 67 to 489 code for a protein of 140 amino acids. The record is from RefSeq and is a predicted model, not a curated record. The transcript is spliced from 5 exons. Gene Ontology annotation, cellular component: mitochondrial large ribosomal subunit. NCBI's taxonomy places the organism in Eukaryota, Metazoa, Chordata, Actinopteri, Mugiliformes, Mugilidae.
AAUGUGGGCGAAUCGAGGCACAAACACGGAGCUAUUAUAGUGACGCACCGCACAAAAUAUCCAAGCAUGGCGUCGGGUCAUUUGUGUAAGCUACACAGUCUCCUGACACGACUGUCGUACGGCUCCACAUUGCGACAUGUUCAGACUUGUUUGGUGCCAGUUCGACAGAGGUCCAGUAUUGAUGGGCCAAACUGCAAUGUGGAAAUUGGUGUGACGUCAGAUGGGAAAACCAUAGUGUGUUACCAUCCCGCCAUGGACAUUCCUUAUGAGCUUACGCAGCCUAUUGAACGACCAGACCCCCUGACCAACACAGUUGAGACGCAUGAUCAGGUUUUAAAGGCCCACCUCAGCAACGAUGUGCUGAAGGAAGAAAAGGGGCCCACUAUAGAGGAGCUGAGCAAGAUGUUUUUCACCACAAAACACCGCUUUUAUCCAGUGGGACUGUAUCGCAGGAAGCGCAUAAAUAAGAACCCCGCUAAGGAUCGAUAGUUUAAAAACUGCAAAUGAUAAUUGUUUUGUUGUCACAAUCCCGUAAAAUAAACUGUUAAACAUUCA